Molecule: messenger RNA, 183 nt
Organism: Oldenlandia corymbosa var. corymbosa
Lineage: Eukaryota; Viridiplantae; Streptophyta; Magnoliopsida; Gentianales; Rubiaceae
Source: the annotation of a GenBank genome assembly
AUGGAGACAGGGGAAAUCAGUGAUAGGGAGAUUUGUGCCAGUUCCUUAUCUGGUGUUAAGAGACGAAGAGUAACUGUUGAUGACAAGUUGGAUCAUCAACCUUGCGUAAACGUUAAAUUUAAGUCCUUAACAAAAGAGAGUAAGAGGAAGCUGAACGAGUUAUUACAGGAGUGGUCAAAGUGA